GCGGAGGGGCUUCGGUGCCGUUACGUGGUGCGCCCGCGACUCGACGCGGUGCCACGACGCGGACGUGCUUCAGUCAGUUCGUGCGCGAAAGUCGUAACCUACCUGCGUCACACAAACAUUUCCUACACACGCGAAAACAACUCCCUGCUCACAAACUGAGCAAAACCAAUCAGUUUAUGCAAAGAGGACGAUCAGUGCACUAACAGUUCACAGGAUUGUUGGAAUUGUAGUGCGAUAGUGUUAUGUGUGGACGAGAAAGCGUGUAACGUCAGUAGGACCGGCCGGAGUGAUCAUAUGUUGGACGCGGAUGCAGUGAUGGAAUGUGGCGUUUGUUAUGGUGACGUGCAAUGAUGCAGUGUACCCGAAUACCUGGUGUUUAGCCGCAGCGCCGCCAAGCCGCGGGUCCUCCACGAGAACCAUGCGUAGAAAAAGAUGAACCAGGAUGCUGAGAGCUUGCAGCCGACAUGGCGUCUGUGGGGUGAAGAGCGCGUCGAAGGAGCUAUUUACACCGUCUACCUUAAGAAAGUCCGUUACCACAGGCCCACGCGCAGCGCUUCCAGUGAAUCGGAUGAUGAGAUUUCUCACCUAGAGUGGGAGACGGUACGCGUGCGCUUCGUUAAAGCAGGCACCGUCGAGAGGCUGGUAGAGGCGUUGGCCACAGACGACGGCGAGCUCGAGUCCACGUAUGUCAACGUAUUCCUCGCUACCUACCGAUCCUUCGCGGAAUGUAGUCGAGUGUUGGACCUGCUCUUACGAAGAUAUGAAGCCCUUGCGGCAGAAGACGUGGUUACAACAGCGACUGACACUUCACUACAGCACCGAAAAACUCUGGUGGCAUGUCUCCAUGUAUGGUUGGAUACUUACCCGGAGGACUUUCGACAGCCCCCACACCACCCCGCACUUCAGCAGCUCCUUGCCUUCACACAGCUCCAUUUACCUGGGUCAGAGCUACAUUCGAAGGUGCUUCAGAAGCUAGCGAUAUUCAGUGCAGAACGCAAUGGCAGCUUUAAACAGGGUGCUGGAGUGUGCCUGGCGCCGGGCAUGCGAUUGUCCGCUCACCACACUAGUACCUACCGUCUGCCGCAUGUUCCCCAUCGACACUUUGCGGAACAGCUCACACGUAUGGACAUGGAGCUGUUCAAGAAAUUAGUUCCGCAUCAAUGCCUCGGUGCUGUCUGGUCGCGACGAGAUAAAGAUCGAUCUCAUGAUGCAGCUACUGUACUAGCUACCGUUAAUCAGUUUAACGCAGUUUCGUUUCGAGUAAUAUCUACUGUACUGGUCGAACCAAAUUUAAGGUCGGCAGAACGAGCUGACAUUCUUGCUGCUUGGCUGGAUAUAGCCAGAGAGUUAAGGGUGCUCAAAAACUUUUCUUCUCUAAAAGCGAUAAUAUCUGGAUUACAAAGUAAUCCCGUCUAUAGGUUAAGGAAAACCUGGGCAAUAUUACCAAAGGAAAAAGCUGAACUAUUCGACGAAUUAGCACGUAUUUUUAGUGAGGAUAAUAAUAGGUGGACGCAGCGAGAACUAUUAAUGCGAGAAGGAACUGCAAAGUUCGCUGAUACCGUUGGAGAGAAUGAUAGACAGUUGCAGAAAUUGUUGCACGAGCGUGGUUCGCCCGGUGUCAGUCAUGGGACUAUACCAUAUUUAGGAACAUUUUUGACCGAUCUUACAAUGAUCGAUACCGCUAUUCCUGAUACGGUAGCUGAUGGUCUAAUAAAUUUUGAUAAGCGUCGAAAAGAAUUUGAAGUUCUCGCUCAAAUCAAGUUACUGCAGGGAGCAGCCAACGCUUACCAUUUGCCCUCCGACCCGAUGUUUGAUAGAUGGUUCGACUCUGUGAUAGUACUGGAUGACCGGGAGGCGUAUCAGCUGUCGUGUCAGAUAGAGCCAAUGACCAAUCCACCUAAGGAGAGGCGUCCGAAGAAGGCUAACGAUACCAAUGGUCAUGGUCACAGGAAAAACGAUUCAAUAGCUAGCACUAGUUCCAGCAAUAGCUCACAAUUUUAUUGUGAGACUGAUGGUGCAAACCAUUGGAAAAGGGAUAGUUUAGAACGACGGGCCUCGCCUACAAGAUUGUCCCAUGGUUCGUCAUCGUCUUCACUCCCUUCACUGGAUAUGUCUUUGUCUAGCGCAAAUAGCGGUCAAAAACAAACGAAUGGCAAAAUUGGAGGAGCUAGCCCAGCUCACACGAAUGGUCCAGAUUUUUAUAUAAUUCGUGUAACUUACGAAUCGGAUAAUGUAGAAACAGAAGGUGUGGUGUUGUAUAAAUCAAUCAUGUUGAGUAACAAUGAGAGAACGCCACAAGUCAUUCGUAACGCCAUGCUCAAGCUUAAUCUUGAAGGAGAUCCAGACUCAUAUACGUUGUCACAAGUCCUGCCUGAUAGAGAAAUGGUGCUCCCAGCAAACGCCAACGUGUAUUACGCCGUGAAUACUGCUUAUAAUUUGAACUUCAUCCUGCGCCCACGCAAGGCGCAGCAAAGCGAACCAGCUCUUAACGGCAAAGCGCGUGGCAAACGCAUUUGAUUAUGCACACAAUAAACUUUAGAGUGCUUUCAGUGAUCUCUUACAACUUGAGAUUGAGUAGAAUAGGUAUGUGACAGGAAAAUGACCUCAUCAAGGACAUAUUACGGCAUUUUCUUGUUUCCGCCGUAUGUAACCAGUCCCUUAGGUUUAACGGUUUAGAUAAUUUAAAAAGACUUCGUAGACAAUUUAUAACUUUUUUGGAUAUUUGUUCACUGUCUAGAACUCUG
This is a messenger RNA of Hyposmocoma kahamanoa, 2744 nucleotides long. It is a transcript of the gene Rgl, whose product is annotated as ral guanine nucleotide dissociation stimulator. Gene Ontology annotation, molecular function: guanyl-nucleotide exchange factor activity. Gene Ontology annotation, biological process: positive regulation of GTPase activity; Ras protein signal transduction. NCBI's taxonomy places the organism in Eukaryota, Metazoa, Arthropoda, Insecta, Lepidoptera, Cosmopterigidae. The record is from RefSeq and is a predicted model, not a curated record. Gene Ontology annotation, cellular component: plasma membrane. The transcript is spliced from 7 exons. Bases 433 to 2517 code for a protein of 694 amino acids.